This is a messenger RNA of Drosophila serrata, 1509 nucleotides long. RefSeq lists its product as uncharacterized. Gene Ontology annotation, molecular function: zinc ion binding. NCBI's taxonomy places the organism in Eukaryota, Metazoa, Arthropoda, Insecta, Diptera, Drosophilidae. The record is from RefSeq and is a predicted model, not a curated record. Gene Ontology annotation, cellular component: nucleus.
GUGACGGCCACACUGCCUAAGCCAAACACCAAUUAAUUUUUCGAUUCAAAUAUUUUAAGCAAUGAAGAAUAAUUCUCUUCUAAUUUAAUGAAGUUUUAACGAUUCUAAACAGACUCCUACUACCAAAUCAGCCAAACAGAAGUCUGCUCCCCGAAUUAUCCGCUAAACAAAGAUGCAUACGUGUCGACUGUGUCUGGCAAAGGACGCCAACUUUCCAACUGUAAAUACCAAGGCUGCAAUGAGGAUAAUGGCAUGCCUUUCUAUAGAAAUCGACCCCGGAGACGGCCUGCCGCAGCACAUUUGUACCAUAUGUCGGCUGCGCCUCGAGGAAAUUAACAGUUUCCGGCGACGCUGUCUUGCUGUUGAUCGGCGACUGAAGCGAAGAAAUUUGCUGCAACACCACGAGCCCAAGGCCCAUAUGGAGGUGAUAGCGGCACAGGAGGAGGCCGAGGAAGAACGCAUCCUGCAAGACGUGGUUGGAUGCACGGCAACAGCCUGCUCCGAGAACAACGCCCAGUGGCGUCAGCAAGCAUCGAAGGUCAUCCGUGCAGAGCUAGACGCAUACAAAAAGGAGCUUCAUGCCAUCUGUAAGCAGGCGGUGCGCGGUGAGAUUGAAAACGAGAUUCGCGCCGAGAUGAUGGGAGUGCUCAUGGCUGAGGCCAAGCAGAAGCUGAAACUCAGCGUCCUGGACGAGCUCUUCGACGAGCUAGAGGCAUUCUUCGUGCGCAAGCGCAACGAGGCGGCCUAUGGGUCCGAGAGUUUUUGCACGAAUUCCCCCCAAAAGGAUGGAGCACACAGCGAUGGUUUCUUUGAAGCAGAAGAACAAGAAGAACUAGUGAGCGGAGAUGUUGUAGAGCUACUGGAUGACGAACCGGAGCCUAGGAAUCCAGAACCUAGGCAACCACCGACCACUGCGGAAAAAACACAUCCUGCUCCUCCUACCAAUUCGUUUAAUCCCAUGCCUAUGGUCGAGAUCAAUAUGAGUGACUCUCAAAUGAGCCAUCUGCGUGAGGACUUCAACAGGGAAGCCUUCCUAAGAGCUAAGACAACUCCGCGUAAGAAUGUGAAGGUUAACUCGCCUCGCGUCAAGAGAAGGCGCAUCAGCGUUUUAUUAUGCCGCAAGCACAACGACAGGACAAAGCGGUACUCCCAGGAGCCAGUCGAUUCCAGCGAAUGCGUGUGUUGUCGUCUGCGGGGUGCACACAAGCUAAAUCAAACAGCAUCUUAGGCAAACCACCGUUUAUUUAGGACUAGUAUAUAUAAUAUAUACAUUUUACCAACAUCCUUUUCUAUUUAAGGCUACGAAAAGCAACACAAACAAAAAAGAAAUCCUUGGUUUUCUGAAAAGACCAGUUUUCUAAUGUUUUCCUAUAUAACAAAUAUUUGUUGUAAACCAUGUUUUAACUUGGCUUUUAUUGAAGUCUUUCUUUUUUUUUGAUUAUGCAUUUUCUUUAUAUCGUUUAAACUAAGGUUAAAAAAUAACGAAAAACCAUGGAAAAUAUUUGACCU